Acanthosepion pharaonis is the source of this 1029-nucleotide messenger RNA. NCBI's taxonomy places the organism in Eukaryota, Metazoa, Mollusca, Cephalopoda, Sepiida, Sepiidae. The record is from the annotation of a GenBank genome assembly.
AUGCAUGUUUUGAAGGCCGAAGAACAUAUCUGUCAAAAUGUGUUCUUCUUUUUCUUCUUCUCUUUCUUUUUCAUUCUCCUUUUCUUCUUCUUCUUCUCUUUCUUCUUCUUCCUUCAUUUCUUCUCCUUCAUUCUUUUCUUCUUCUUCCUCCUUCAUAUCUUCUUCAUCUUCUCUUUCUUCCUUCCUUCUUCUUCGUUCAUUCCUUCUUCUUCAUUCUUUUCUUCUUCGUUUUCUUCUUCUUUUCUUUUCUUCUUCGUCCUCUUUCUACUUUCUUCCUUCUUUUUUUCCUUCCUUCCUUCUUUUCUACCUUCCUUCUUUCCCUAUUUCCCCCUUUUUACGUUUACUCUUUCUUUCUUUCUUCCUUUCUUUCUUUCUUUCCUCUUAUUACUUUUCUCAUUACUUUCUUUCUACCAUUCUUUUUCGUAUCAUCAUCACCAUUAUCUUCUUCUUCUUCUUCUUCUUCUUCUUUCCAUCCUCACUUUUUCUUUCUUUUCUUUCUUUCUUUUUUCUUUCCCUUUUUCUUCCUUUUUACAUUUACCGCCUUUUCUUUUUUUCUUUUUUCUUUCUUUUCUUGCCUUUAUCUUUUACAUGCUUUUAUUUUCGUUCUGUCUAAAUAGUUUCCUUCCUUCUUUUUCGUUUCCUUCUCCAUUCCUUUUUCUAGUCCUCAUUCUUAUUACUUUCUUUUCGCCAUUUUUUUCAUCAUCAUCAUCAUCAUCAUCAUCAUCAUCAUCAUCAUCUUUCUUCUUCUGCUGCUGCUGCUGUUUCUUCUUCUUCAUCUUCUUUUAUUUAUUUCUUCUUCUUCUUACUAGUUUCCUUCUUGCUUACUUUCGUUUAGCUUCCCCUUUCUUUUUUUGUGUUUCCUUCAAUUGCUUCUUUCUUUUUGCCUCCACCCCCGAUUUUUAUCGAGUUAUCCCCUCAUUCUUGCUUUCUUUCUUUCUGACAUUUCUUCCUUUGCUUUUUUUUUUUUUCCACAAUCAACAAAGUCUCCAUAUCCAAUUGUUGUUCACUUGCACUUUGUCCUCCUCAUAA